UCCUAUUUCAAAAAGUGUGAACCAUCAGAAAAAAAUGAAUUGGAGACUAUUGAUAUUGAGUCUGUGUUUUAUUCUAAUGGACUUGGUUCAAGAUGUACAUCUGCUACCCACCUCGCAAGAAUAUCUCAACGAAAACGGCAUGAUAGCAACCAUAGACGGCUAUGUACCACGGUGUCCCGGUUGUGUCUUGUUUAAGACAGAUGAUCUCCUUAUCUACGGCACCAUGCACGUCCCAAAAGAAAGGCUUUAUCUGUUAAAUACUGGGCGAUUUUACGUCGAACGUUGUGGUUAUCCAGAGGAUGAUAAGUGUUCAGAAUAUAAACGGGAUUGGUAUCUGCAGUGCGCUUAUUUUGAUGAAUUUUCGAGAGGAUGCAACGCAACAAGAAGAAAGUACAAUCAAGACUGUUGGUGCGAUGACAGCACCCCUAAACGCUGGUAUGCACUUAUUCGCAGCCACUGGUUCAAACGGGAAGACACGGCGUUUCGGUUUGUUUUUGACCCGGCUCCUCGGAUUGAUACUCACGCGGACAGGGCUCCGUUUGAAAGGAACAACAGUUUAUUUAUACCCGAGCUUAUCGAGCGUGGCCAUAUUGUCUUAAGGCGCCCUCCGGUAUUUGGUAUUUUCAAAUCCACUAGCGGAUCUGGGUUCUUGAGUCCAGACGUUCUACUGGAAAUGAUGUUACUUACACUGGCCUUUUGCGCUGUAAGAUUACCCUGAGCUCGU
Messenger RNA from Physella acuta, 724 nucleotides. RefSeq lists its product as uncharacterized. The record is from RefSeq and is a predicted model, not a curated record. NCBI's taxonomy places the organism in Eukaryota, Metazoa, Mollusca, Gastropoda, Physidae.